Messenger RNA from Actinia tenebrosa (Australian red waratah sea anemone), 2682 nucleotides. Its product is annotated as mucin-like protein. Gene Ontology annotation, molecular function: calcium ion binding; protein binding. Gene Ontology annotation, biological process: cell-matrix adhesion. Lineage: Eukaryota; Metazoa; Cnidaria; Anthozoa; Actiniaria; Actiniidae. The record is from RefSeq and is a predicted model, not a curated record.
UGACAGAAAGCACUUCACUCUUCACCUACAAGGAAGGAGAAAGCAUCAACACAUUUUCCAACACGUCUUUUGAACCAAUGUUUAUUGAGGACUUCACAUUCGCCAACGAAACUCUAAAACAAGAAGCUCUAGAGAAAUGUGAAGGUGACGUGAACUGUUUGUUCGACGCAGCCUUGACUAAUGAUGUUACCAUGGGAACGAGUACAAAGAUAGUCGGUUCAAAUUUCAAAAACGAUUCCGAGGCACUGAAAAACUCUGUACCGAUGUUUUUCAACGACUCUUUGGCCUUGUACGUGAAGAUCAACACAACUGCACGGAUAGAGAUUUUUGCUAAGGAUGACGACGGCGAUCCACUCACUUUUUAUGUCAGCGGUAUACUUCCUGAGACUCUGGAUACUAACACAACCUCUGGAGGUAGCGUUGUUAUCUCCCGGAAGGUUACAAUGGACAAGAUUAAAUUUGAAGUUACUGUGAUGGACGACAAAGGUGCUGUAGCUUUACUGAGGCCAGAGUUACACGUGUGCGCAUGUCACAAUGGUGGAUACUGCUCUCCAGAUUCCAGUAACAACGUAUUUGCAGACUCAACCAACGACACAUUCUUCAUAAUGCCGUGUACUUGUAUCCAUGGUUACACGGGAAGAUUCUGUGAGAAUGACCUCGAUGCAUGUCAAGCGAAUCUUAACCCAUGUUACCCGGGUGUCAAAUGUACUGACCUCCCUCCCCCUGAGGAUGUGUUUGGUUACCGAUGUGGGCCUUGUCCUCAUGGCUUCACCGGCGAUGGUGCAAAAUGCUUAGAUCUUGACGAGUGUGAGGGUGGUAAUGAUGACUGCAGUCAGAUCUGUGUCAAUACUCCAGGAUCGUUCGUUUGUGACUGUAACCAUGGAUACCGAUUGAGCAUUGACCAAAAGACAUGUAACGAUAUUGAUGAGUGUUACCCUUCAAGUGACUGUAUGCAGAAAUGUACAAAUACUGAUGGAGGGUACACGUGUGAAUGUGAUGCUGGUUUCAAAGUCGAUCCAAGGGAUUCAAAGAAGUGUGUUGCCAAGCAAGAGUGUGCAAAUAGCGACCAUGGCUGCAAACACAUUUGCUACAUAAAGGACGGACAACAACGAUGCGCAUGUCAGCAGGGAUACAAGUUAAUGGAUGAUCAAAAGACAUGCGCAGAUAUUGACGAGUGCAGCACAAGAAAAUAUCGUUGUAAUCAAUACUGUCAUAAUACUGAGGGUAGCUACAAUUGCUCGUGCAAGAAGGGGUUCAGGAUGGAUAACGAUGGUGUCACGUGUGUUGACGUGGACGAAUGUAUGRAYUUGACUUAUCAAUGUCMAGAUCCUUCACUAAUCUGUCUGAAUACCGCUGGCUCGUACAAAUGUGUCUGUGGGCCCGGGUUGUACUUGACGACAAACAACACGUGUAGAGAAAUUCUACCUGGAGCUACAACCCCCUCGCCCGGACCCGCUCCAACACCAAAACCCCCAACUGUCAGCGAGAAGGACAAUGCAGUUCAAAUAACGGUGAAAGAGCUAAGCAUCGCUGAAUGGAACGAACAGGUCGAAAACAAAUUCAAGCGUUCGGUUGCUAAGGCUGUGACUUCAUUCUGUGCUUCUAAAGAUGAAGAAUGUAAAGAAGACCGAAAACGCGAAAGACGAGCUUUAGACUACAUUCUCUACACCGCUGACCAGGUCCAUUUGCUGCCCGAUUUUCCAAAGCAAAUCAACCUUAGAUCACGUGAUCUUGCUGCUGUCAUUGCUUUCUACGUGGAGUUUUCUCCUGAAGUCGUUUCUAAAUCAGGAGAUUCCAUAGCGGGUGGAACACUGGUGGAAAUCGUACAAUCUGCUAAGGCGGACAUCGAGAAAUCUUUGAAUAGAACCAUUAGUAGCAUUACUUUGAAUAAGAAAGAAGAACCUUCGAUCAAGAAAAAGCCAGAAAAGUUGAAUAUUUACGUUAUUAUCGGUGUGUCAUUGGCUGGUGUGCUGUUUAUUAGCAUUGUUGGUGUACUUAUCAGAAGAGACAUAAGUCGUAAUGCAACUUUACGCAUUAAAACAAACCAAGAAAAGGAAGAAAGGAGAACACGARCACGUAAUGUCAACAACGCCUGCUAUGACGACGGGAUACCUGGGGMGUUCCGAUUGGGUMCAGCCCAGUCYACAACCGACAUACUCSAAGAGACUGGUAACGAACAUGUCCAGACCGUGGAACUUGGCAUUGACAACCUCGAUGUUGAUGUGAAGUAGRAAGUUACUAGGAUAUUUUGUGCUCAUGAUUAUUCACGUAGCAAAGGGCUUUGCUUCCACCUAUUCACCUUGAAAUAUGUAUAUAUAUWWUAACCAGUGAUUUAUGAUAUGUGAUUGAAUUGCCUAUGUUAUACAUCACGAUUACGAACGUAAACGCAAUUCACUAGCAGACCAUUCAAUAUUCAUGCAUGAAUACCUUGAAUACUAGACUUGAAGGUCUUUUCAGUCACUCUUUAGGAAUGCAUCAGGGUUUAGGUGCACUUUAAACUCGGCGACAUUUACCGGCUUACUUCUUUUACUACCGUACCUCAGCAUUACUCCUCAUUCUUAUACAUGUUCACUCCAUACGUGUAGACUUAGUGCUUUAUUAUCAGACAGGCUUAGCAUUGUGCAAGCCGCAAAUAGAAGGCAUUUAGUCUCAUGAAUAAAACACUGUACAACAUAUGACUUU